ACUGCUGCUGGCUCGGUGCUCGGCGCUCGGUUCGUUCAGUUUUCGGUGUGUUUUCUUUCCUCUCAAACCAGUGCUGCUGUGCUGUGUGUGUGUGCUUCCUUCGCUCCUCUGUGUGUGUGUUGUAUGUGUGUUUUGAUUCUGCAUUGCCACUUUUUCCAGCGACCGUGCUCGGUCCAUCUUUUAUCCAUCUUCUUCACGUACCAAACAAGUGCGAGAGUGGUUAGGGGUGAAAAGAUCGAAUACGCGCAGUGCGUGACACGAAUGAAACACAAAAAAGGCAAAAGCGCGUGAGAGCGAGUGAGAGAGGGAGCGACAGCAGCAACAGAGACGAGCACACAAAAGGCGUAGGGCAGGAAACGGAAAAGCAAACCCCUCACAAAUACACGCACAAGCAGCGAGCAGGGUGAGAGCGCACGUGAGAGCCGCUUGCUAGAAAAAGGACACACAUUUUCCCUCGUGAGACCCUCCCUGUAGGGUGAAAAGCAUCAACAAGCGCACGAAAGCAUCAACGGUCGAAUGCCACAGGCAGCACAGGAAAAUGAGCUACCGCUAGCGGGUGACUGAGUGUACCGUGUAUCCCUUGAGUGCUGACGAUAGCAACUUGUUUGCUGCACACGAAUCGGCCCAAAAACCCACUUGUCGCAGCGUCGUCCCUCACACUGUGUGCGUUUGUGUGUGUCUUUGUGCAAAAAGAAAAACAACGGGACCCGAUCCCCGCGACGCGAGUUACCCGUGCCGACGGGCAUGUAUUGGUGGUAGCGCCCAUUCUCUGCCACUGUAGUGCCGACGUGAGCAGCAACAGCAGCGCCAGCAGCAGCAGCAGCAGCAGUAGGGAGGCAACAAAAAGAAAAAAAAAACAGAUUCGGCAGUGGCCACUGUGCGACAGCAAAAAGCAAGCAUGGCCGCCGGGCCCGGUGUGGUUGGCGUUUUGUGCAAACCCAAUGUGCAGUGAACAAUGGCCCCAAAGGCCUCACGGUCGACGGUCGAUUGAAAACUCCGGCAGGGCGGUUGUCUCCUGUCCCUGGUCAGUCGCGGCGCAAAAUAAAACAGCGAAAACCCUUCAUGAAGACGGCCAAAGACAGUCAGGUGUGUGUAUGUAUGUGUUUGCUAGUGAAACUGUGAACGCUGAAGCGUAGUGGCGCAGGAAAAACGAUCCAAACACCAGUGAGAACCGCCUGCAAACAAGUGUGUUUGCUGGUGCGGCGAAACAAGCCCGCGAGGAAAUCGAUUCCACGCCAAACGAACGGCCGUGUUGGGUACAUGCAACAUCCUUGCGACAGUUGUGUAACCGGAAGCGAAGUGUAAACGUAGCCAAAGUACGUUUACAGGCAGGCAGGCAGGACGACCAGCCAGGACGGUGAGCUACGGCACAGCUCCCGAGGCGUAGUUGUCCUUGUGAAGUUCGUUACCAACAAGGAUACCCCCGUGCAGCACCUGUUGGCAUGUGGGAAAGGUUGGCGCGUCCGACGCGGUAAUGUAACGCGCUGUAACGUUCUACCUGUUUAAAAAAAAAAUCUUCCCCACGGUUCUAUGUUUCACCUCGACCUCGACGGACAGAAAAAGGUCGAUUUUCCUAACGAUUUCCCUCCCCUUGCUCCAGCAGGAAGUCUACCGCACACACACACUGCACCCUCCCUUUCCAGUUACGAACCCUCACUACGAACCGAUCGAAAGCGAGCUUAGCUUACCACCACUUACAAGCUACUUGUUGCAUUGGGGCCACCCAGUCAACCUCUGUGCCCGCGUUUACUGCCGCACCGUUGUAAUAAUUACUUCGCUCUUCCAUCAAACCCCCCUCCCGAAAACCCGAACCGCCCGAAGGCGUCGUCGCGGUGCGGACGUGUCCACGGGUUCUCCCAUUCUUGUCGGCGCACGUUUGGCCAACCGACGGCUGUCGGUUAUCCUGCUCACUCCCGCCGCUUCGGUUGUUCGACCGAGUUCUUCAUUUGCGACCGACGCCACCGGAAGCACAGUAACGACGACCGCGUUUCUUUUUAAUGGACGCUCGGGCGUACACGGCACCCAUACACACGUCGGAAUAGAUAGUACGUUCGCGGCACGAGAACAUUAAGAUGCGUGAUACACGGAUGUGGAUGUAAAAAAUUGACAACAACAAAAGGCGGAAAAGCAAAAAGGAGCCUCGGCUCACAUCAUGUAGCGAGCGGAAGCAAUAUUCAGACAACGAAAGCAAUAACCAUUCUGUGAAGAAUACGAUACGGUGAGGAGAUGUAGACGAUAGAGCGAUAUAUUUUAAAUGGAAAAUCCAAUGUACGGUACUCGCAAAAGGGAGGAAAAAGCAACCAAACUAUGUCAAUAUAUAUAUUAUCCCAGCACGGUGUUAAUUAGUAGCAGUAAACGAAAGUAAAGACGUCUAAUCGUAAAAGCGCUGAGUCAGCGGAAAGCAUCUCGUUACAAACACUGGCUCCCUCGGUACGUUCGCUUGUCAAACAUAUAUACUCUGCGCCAUUUUGAUAUUAGCCGAGCGUAUCACUCGCCACACUAGGCACAGUAUAGUGUACAAACAAUUACUUUAGGCUCUCGUGUAGCUCUCGUAGUGUGUGUUCGCAGCAGGGCAACAGGGCACAAAAGACAAACUACCAUAGUCAGCAGACAGACAGCCGGACCGGAAACUACAACACACGCGAUGUGAUAGCGUUGGGCAACGAUUUAUGCUGACGGCUGUCAACCGAGAGCACACACACACACACAGACACGCCGGGGCAAUUCGCCAUCGACACUAAGGGCGCCAAGUGUCGCAAGGAUCAGCGUGCUGGAUCAGCGGAAAAUUAUCCCGCAAUUCAGUGUCGACUCCAGGAACAGCGUUGACGGAGAGAGAGAGAGUGAGUGAGAGAGAUCGAACGAAACCCUUUCCCUUCCCGAAGCUGGUGUGCAAUUUCGCCAAGCCUAUCGAGCCGUGAAAGGGAAUCGCUGCAAACGUCCAAAAUCAACAUCAUCAGCACCAUUUCACUCCUUGAGCACCCUUCCCGCUUUCGGCGCACCUGUGGCCCACCAAUUUCGGUCUAUCGCAAUCGGGCAGGACGAACGCGUACCACCGCUAGGCGUCAUACCGGAAAGACCUUCUGUGUUUGUGUGUGUGUGUUUGUGCAUCUUCGCACUUGUGUGUGUGUGUGGGCGUGAGGAUGCGUUAAAGCAAACACAGACACACAGUGCUCAACGAAGGCCACGAAGCCGUCCCAGAAGGUUCGGAAAUGAAGCAAAGCAUCUAAGCGGGAGAUGGUCCGCUGCGUAACAUCGCCCGUCACCCGUCAUUGCCGUCCAGCCCAGGCCCCAGCCCACAGACUGGCGCACUGCUGCUGAUCGGCUGCCAGAAAUCAGCUCGUGCGCAUCUCGCCUUCGCCAUCCUUUCGGUUCGGUUUCGGGCGGCAGUGAAGCAUAUUUCAUAAAUCCAACAAGUGUGUUUUCCUUUUCCGGGCUUUCCAAAAACGGUCCCGUUGGUGGUGGUGGUAGUGGGAAAUUUUGUACGCGCGCGUUUCCUUCGUGCUGGUUGCAGAGAAGCGACACGAACCGAGCGAAGAAAAAAUAACCAAGGUGCUUGGGUGGUGUUGUUAGCCAGUUCCCUACACGCAAGUAAGUGUACAUGUAUGUGUGUGGGUGAUUUUUGGUUGAUCGAUGAUGAACGGAACUCUCCCGCUCAUACUCACGAGUGACAGGCACAGCAUUAGUGAAAUUAUUGUGCCGCUUUAAUGCCGAUUACUCCACACCCGAACAACACAAAAGCCGGCGCUUACUGUUUGCGCCAGCAUGUAUGCAAUCGCACUCCACUAAACUAACAUACUAGGUGGCGCUCUCUAGCGGAAAGCGCUUGAAGUGCAAUGUGGAAAGAAGUGUGAUAAAAAAAAACUGUACAUGAAACGAAACGGAUAAGCAAUACUACUGAUGAGUUGUGUAUAAAUCGAAAUUAUCCCUUGGUAAAUCCACACGCCUUCUGGUAUGUAACAUCAAUUAACUAGCAUAACUAGCAAUCACUAGCAAAAACAAAACAAACAGCAAAGCGAACCAAAGCGUCAAUUCGCUGCUUUAAAUCGACCAUCGAUUUCAAAAUCUGUAUUCCAUCCAACAACCAAAACACAACGCAGCUGAAGCCCAACCCGCCAUGCCGCGCUGUUACAUCGUGAAAAAGCAACAACCCCCGGCGAUGCCGGCGUACCGGAACCGAACCACGGUGGUAACCGCCACCGGUGGCUCCGGCAACCAUCAUCAGCAGCAACAUCAAACGACCACCAGACAGGUGGUGGUGGUCAAUGGUAAAUCGCUCAAGGAGCCAGGUGAACAGGGCAACCGUACCGCCACAGUCCGGUCAGCCAGCACGGCCAGAAGCGGGGGCAGCAGUGCCGGCUUGAGUGGUAGCAGUGCCUUGGGAAAUGUUAUUGUGAAAAACGGCAAAGAGCCAACGGGCGGCAACGGUUUGGUGCUGCUGAACAGUGUCAGUGUCAUUAGUGGUGGUCCGGCCGGCAGCAGUGCAGUGUUGGAGGGCUCCAGCAAGCUGGACGGGGCCAGCGGCCGCAAGGCCGACAGUGUGGGCAGUGUUAGUUUUACGCUGGCGAACGGCCAGAGCACGGUGGGCAGCAACGGGGCCGGAAUUGUGCAGCGCAAGGAUGAUACGAGCGGCCCGGUCAGCCCGACCGAGGGCUGCGUUGCGCCGAUCUACUACACCAACAUUUCGGAGAACAAGAGCGGAUUCACCAUACCUCUGAGCGACUUCCGGACGUUCAAAUGUGGGCCAAACAACAGCAACAGCAACACCAAUCUAAUCAACGUGAAGACCAACUCCUCCCGGCAUCUGUCGGUAAGUGCUUCCCCUAGCCAGCCGCAACCGGACACGGGCGCCACUGCACCGGGCCCGAUCGUGACGAUACGGGCGGCCGCAUCCAACGGUGGCCAGCAGCAACCACCAGUGCUGCUCGCCUCGAUAGGCGCUAAAUCUGGCCGUAAUAAUCCUAAUUAUGGCAUCGGCAGCAGUAACGCCAACGGGCCGAACAGCAUCACACCGUCACCGUUGCCGGCGACGACCACGGCAACGCUAAUUUAUGCCGAAACGACCCCCGUCGCGCCGAUUGUGGCGGCGGCCGCUGCAGCUCAAGUGUCCGAUAAGAGGCAAGAUAAAUCAUCGCUCGUUUCCUCGUACCACAAGUCCGUAACAGGUCGGCAACAGCCAGCCACGCUGCUGGUGCAAACUGCCGCCACGCAACACGCUCAGCAACAGCAUCGCACGGAGCAACAGUCAAGUGCUGCCGCCAUGUACCAGCCCCAUUCGCAAACACCGGCGACGGUCGCAUCCUCCACCACGCCUGCGCCCGCCUGCUACGACACAACGGCGGCCAUAUUUCGCGAUCGCAGCAUAGAAGAAACGGAAGCCGCACAUGAUUUAUUGUCACUGUCCCAAAGCCUACCGCCCCUGACGGCACCGUGCGUCGUUACGAUCCUGCAUCCGGGGGGCACUGGUGCGUCGAGCGAACCGCUGCCCCUGGUGGGAUCCACCAGCCCGCAGCAUCCCCCGACCAAUGGAGCACAAAAUCAUCAUCCGCCACAGCAGUCGAACGCGCCCUGCCAGGGCGGCAUCAUCAGUAUUGUGGAGGCGGCCACGGCAGCUAAUUACCAGUGUCCGCCCGGAUCGGGACCAAUCUCGAUGAUAAUACCCUGCUACGAGCUGACGACAACGAUGGCUGCCUCGGCGCACAGUGACGGUGAAGGUGCAACGACGAUAAAAACCAUCUCACCGUCCACCGCCGGCCCGCUAACGCCGCCCACGUCCGAGCACUCGUCCGACACGGAAUGUUCGGCCAGCUCCGUCUCACCCGGCACCUCCUGUUCGUCCUCCUCGAGCGUGUUCUCCUUCGUACACUCAAGUUCCUCGUCAAUCUCUUCCAAAUAUUCACCCUCACGCUCGUCCAACAGUACACCGCCGGUCCCGGAGGCUCCCCCGACCGCCCGACGGACCAGUCGCCGGCCACACCAGCAACCAUCGGCCAGCAGCUCCGUCACGUCGGUGAUUGUCAACGGUUCCGCGCUUGCCGCCGGGACGGCGCCAGUAACUCGCAAGCAUAAAUCUUCCACACCUUCCACUUCCGGUGGCACGGCGGCCAAGGUGCCCGCCGUAAGCGCCAGCGCAAAGGUGGUUGCUCCCGCGCCCGGCCAAAAGAUCUCGGGCAGUAAGACGGCCGAGUUGUACACGUACGAUGAUCUGAUAUCGAGCGAUGGGCGGUCGAAAAAUCGCAAGAAAGCUUCCAAGGAAACCGCUCCGGUGCAGGCCGUGGCCGCUGCAAACUCCUCCAAAGCGGGCCCACCGGCUUCCACCGCUUCGAAAGCGGACGGUCCGGACCAAUCAACGGCAGGGGAUUGCGAUUCGUCCGGCGAGUCGGCGACCGCCUCGAACGGAACGUCGAACGGUAAGGGCAAGUACAAGUGUCCCGAGUGUGGCAAGCAGUACGCCACCUCGAGCAAUCUGUCGCGCCACAAGCAAACGCACCGCAGCCUGGACUCGCAGUCGGCCAAGAAGUGUGUCACCUGCGGCAAGGCGUACGUCUCCAUGCCCGCGCUGGCAAUGCAUCUGCUUACGCACAAACUGUCGCACAGCUGUGGCGUCUGUGGGAAGCUUUUCUCGCGGCCCUGGCUGCUCCAGGGCCAUCUGCGGUCGCACACGGGCGAAAAGCCGUACGGCUGUGGUCACUGCGGCAAAGCGUUUGCCGAUCGGUCCAACCUGCGCGCCCACAUGCAGACACACUCCACGGACAAGAACUUUGAGUGUGGCCGGUGUCACAAAACGUUCGCGCUCAAGUCGUACCUCAACAAGCAUCUGGAGUCGGCCUGCUACAAGGAUGAUGAUCCAAACGGCCCCGGGCCUGGGGAGGGUGACAACUCGCCUGUCAGUGUGAUCGGCGGGCGGAAGAUCUACCACAGCAGCCAGGACAUCGAUCGGGAUGAGUACGCGAUGCGUAUGGCUAGCGGAAGGCAGAACUAUCACAACGAUGACAGUUGCUCGACCACCACGAUCGAUGUCGUGACGGCCGAUCCGGGGGAUGAGGACGACGAUGAAGAAGAUAUCGAUAUCAUUACGACGUAAUGGACGUCACCGGCAAUGCUCUGUACUCUUUGAACUGUUUCUCUUGCGACUGAUUUCUCCCCUUUCGCGAAAAUGUCUGCUCUUUACUCUGAUCCAAUCAUCUAUGAAGUCUGCAAUGACAUUUUUUGCGUUCCCUUCAUAGCCCUUCAUCGCCUUCCUGUCUCGUAGGCUCAAGUUGACUCACAGCAAUCAAGGCAUCAGUAGCCAAACCACCAAACCCUCUAAAUUACUGUCAUCCGUACCGCCUCGGAUCGGAAAGCUGUACCGGAAAUGUCACAAACCCGGUUUCCUACUUCAACCACCUUCCUUUCAAUAUCUUUUAGGGCCUCUUCUUCAAACUAAAAAAAAAAGAACCCUCACUCUUCCUGACCUGCAGCAGCAGCUCCGCGACAGGAAAUUGACAGGCAAAUCUAAAAUUGCCGCUCGGCAGCAAAACUUCUCCGUCGGCACCCAACGGGACAGGUGUGAAAAAUUAAACGAGCGUUCGGGGGGCCGGAAAACGGAAAUUAGUUGGAUUUUCAAAUCCGGCUCGCUUAGCAGUGGAUCAAUUGCUAGAGCAGCCGGAGCGGGAAUUUUACUGUACAGCGGCUGCACAACAAAACUGUUAGCUUGAUGUAACCUUUGCUGAUGUAAAAACCCUAUGACAUGGGGAUAUUUAAGUGUCCUCGGGGGAGAGAGAUUGAUUGAAGGGACAAUAUUGGGCAGCUAUCGCGAACAUGGUUGCAACAUUCCAUCAACCAUUUUUUGAAGGACCUACGCUGACUUUGCCUCGAAUUUCUCUCCAAACUAAUCAACCCAACGAAACCCAACGACUUGAAAAUUUAAAUAACUUUACUCCAAAUUACAACAAAUUGAAGAAUUUGCAUGGAGCGCACGAGCAUCUUAAGAUUGCUCGUUUGGAAAACGAAGGAAAGAGACAUCAUUCAUUUUAGUCCACCUUAUGCAAAGAAACACACACUCUCUCUCUCUCUCUCUCGUACUAUGCUGCCACCCAAAAGCACACGCCAAUGACAUUCCAUUUACGCGUAGCAAGCGCGAGCUUGCGCGCGCACACACACACACACCCCUACUACUAUUCGCUGGGCUGCUAUUUAGCUAAGGAACCCGGGACCGGGAGGCGCACAUUGAUGAAAAGUAAUUUUGAAAGAAAAUAAAUUACUUUUAAAUGAUGACUCAUUGCCCUAUCGGUGGUGCGCCGAUACGCAGUGGGCCAACGUUUUGCGCGGAACGCACCAGCACAGUAUCGCAACGUCGCAACGCGCACCGGAAGCGGACGCUACUGGCGCGUUCAAAUUUAGCCCACUCUGCUGCGCUUGUGGCAAAAAGGUGGGUGAUUUGUCCUAGGCGAAACGGUGUUUUGGUCCUCCGUCUCCCGCCAAGGUUCGCCCUGGAAGACGUUCAUUAAAGGGCGAUGGUUUUCCUUUCUUUUUUUCCAUUUACCGGAGCUACACACAAAUAUUUUGCCUCGCACCACCCAGAGCUACCUUCGAGCUGCGGAGCGCAAGUAAGCCAUGACAAGUUGAGCGGAAUGCAAAACAACUCGUUCGACACCCGCUUCGUUCGAACGCGCGUAGUUGGCGCGCCGGCAGGACACGUGUCACCUGCGGAGAAUGGGAAUGCGAUGGUCCCUCACUAGGAGCGCACUUUGCGAGAACAAAACCGAAUUCUCUGGAACGAAACAUCCUCGACUCGUUGCAAAGUAGCAAAGCCACCGAGCGCAAAAGAAUGGAGUCUUUCACCGGAACUAGCACCCGCUUUUCAGCGGGGUAGGUACGAUGUCCCGCAUUGAAACAACGUUUUUUUAUUCUCUUUCUUUUGCUGCGUAUUUGGAACGACCACAUUCUAAACUAGCUUACCAUUCCUUCCGGCCACUUUCACCCUCGGUUCCGUACCGUACUCUCUCGAUCGAUGAUGAUAAUGAUGAUGAUGAUAAGGAUGAAAAUGGCGCAACAGGAUGUGUAUCGACGUUGUCCCCUUUCCAGUGGGUGGUCUUAGUGUUUCACCCUCUCCAGCAGUCUAUUUGCCAACGUGGACGUAACGAGCGACUGUGCUUCAACGCACACCAAACACAGACACACACACACACACACAGCUAGCCAGUUUAUUAAUGGAUCCGACCCAUCGUGGAAUGGAGUCCUUUGUAAGGCAGCCCUCAAGCCCCUCGCCCACCCCUCCUGCGAGAGCGAGUCCUUUCGAGCGUUUCCAUCAAAGAAUGGUUUAGUUUGGUUUCCGUUUUUGCCGCGGAUUUUUUUGUAUUUUUUUUCUGAUUCGCCCGCUCACCCCGUCCAUCCAUCAGGCUGAAUCCAUCAGCACCGACCAUUGAACGGUGAAGCCCCCACGCGAGUUCAGAGUGAUACAGAUCCCGGCAUCUCUUCCCCAUGUUUCCCUCUUAUCUAUCGAUCUUGCGACAGUCAAUUUCGUUUGAAAAAUUGCGUUAUUGGAAAUUGAUGACUUCUCGGCCGGCAAAUGACAACCGGAAUUUGUUUCCCAGCGGUUCAGGUCUGGGCAGAUUUGUUGGUGCUGUGUGUUUGCGUGUGUGUGCAUUUCCGUAGCUGUGUGUCCGAGUUGGCGAUGGGUUUGAUUUGAAAAGGUGACAAUUUCCAUCGGUUACGGAUGGAUGGGAGUUACGCCUAAUCAGUGUGGUGUGCUAUUAGACGAAUUGCACCUCUCGCGUGGAGAGUACAUUAAACCUUUGAGCUUAAAUGUCCACCGACGGUCAGCACUCAUCAACGAACAAAAUAAAAAUUCAUAACAUGUAGACGUGGGUCGGUAAAUGGGUGACAGUUAAAAAAACAUUCCCUGCCCCAGACCCGUAGUGAAGUUCCCGUGAGCUCAUAAUGACACCUUCCAUCAAUCUUCACUACUUUACGUCAAAGCGUUUGGUGGUGGCAAGCUGGACCGCAAAAACGCCACCAGUGCCGGAAUGCUGUCGCUCCAUUUUAGACCGAAACCGAUCAAAAUACAGCACCCGCAGUCCCCCCGAUCCGUCCCAAUAUCUGAACGUCCCGAUCGGUGCUUGUGCUUGUCAUACAGUAGUACAGUACAGUAGUUGACGGAACGAUCGAUAAGGGUUCACAUCGCACAGCGAGAGACGAUGUAAAAAAAUGACACUCUUCCUCUCCAGUUCACUCCGAAACGCUAUCGCAUUUCCACCCGCUUCCGGUUAAUGCCGCGAGCCUACGAAGGCACAGCAUCUAUCAAGUCCGUAUCGUCCGUCGUCAACAAACCAGUUCACGGCGGUAAAAUCAUUAUCAAUCUUCAUUACCCCUUGGGUAAGGCUGGGACAUAGACUUCACGCGAACCCUUGGAGCUACCGUAGUCAGUGCAAUCAGGUUUUUGGGUGGUUUUUUUUUCUUCGUCAGUCGCUAAAAUUAUUCUCCACACACCGAACAACACUCAACGCUUCGCGUAACGCUUCUUCAUCGUCGAUCUCGUCCUUCCGGGCCGGCAGUACAAAUCACGUAAAGCAUCACACGUCAAAACUGACCCCCACACGGUCAAUGGCGAGGCAAAAGAGAGGGUUGAAAAGAGCGGGCUGGAAAAUAUUGUGUUUUGCUAUCGCAAAUGUCAAUUAUUUUAUAGAGAGUUGUGCUUUUUUCCAUUUAAUGAACAGUCGACCAGUUUCAAACCGCCUCAAAUGCAAGGAAAAUACGGAGGAAAAAAAGAAAAGGAAACAUAAUGAAAUACAGAAGCGAUUGUGGUAGCUGUGAUUCGAUUUCGGAGCAUUCUAGUACAGAAGAUGAAGUAACAACGGGAAGGGAAAGAUAAAAAAACAGACAUCAGAGCCCUUUCCGGAAAAGGGUGUAAAAGAAGAGAACAGAAACACACACAAAGAGAAUUAAAUGAAAAGCAAUACAUAGCUGUAAACCACACGGCUGCAAACCAAAUGGUUGUUAAAUGAAACAAAACUAAAAACAAACAAACUCUAUCUACUAUCAAUUUCUGACAUCAAUUGGACCUCCCAGGAUCCAGCUGCUCGACGGUAACUGCGCGAGGUGCCUGCGAACAGGGAGGUCAACGAACACAUUCUUCCAUAAAGCGUAGCGUUUGCUGAACUUUUCUACUAGAGAGAGGGAAAACAUUUAAACACUUACUACUUACUAAAUAGAUUUAUUUAGCGACAUUUAGAAACGUAGUUUUGAGAGUUUUGGCUUUGCGUUAUUACUAAACUAAAUUUAAAAAGGGACAGGCUUACGGUGGCGUGGUCCGUUAGAUUGUUAUUCGAAAUUGUAUAACGCUUCGGUUAGCUUUGAGAUUUAACAUUUUUCCCCUGGUACUAUCCGGUUGUGUCGGCAACCAUUUAAGCCAAUUCUUCUUGACGAGCAAUUUAAAACUUACAAGACAAAAAGCAAACGAACGAACGGUAGUUUUAGUAUCGAGUGAGUGCAAUACAAUGUGCGUGUAAUGAGACGGUAGCAAUACAAGCGUAGCCACUGCUUGAUGAGAUAAGAUAAUAAGCAGAAGGUAGGGCAGAUGAAAACCCGCAAAAAAUGCAAACCAGAGUGAUCAAAAUGAUUGUCGCCAGGAAGGGAAGGGACAAAAAUCUGCAAACCAAUAUACAGAUGCAAAAUUAUAUAUACACUUAUUUUAAGUAAGCAAAAUUACAAUAUAAGUAAGUAUAAGCAAGUGUAGGCAUAAAUAGUAUCGUAAUAAGACAGAACAAAAUGAAAAAUGAGUACCGUGUAGUACCGGAAUUUAAAAGCAAUCUUUAGAACAUGAAAAUGGCAUUUAAAAAACGACACACAAACACAUACAAGAGAAGCAGAAAACAAACAAGUGAAACAAUGAACGAAAUGUAUAAGCAAUACCAAAUGAAACCAAUCAAGCAACGAAAAACCGGAUCGAACGAACAGAAACAGAAGAAAAGUCCAAAGCAAACUAUACAAAAGCUGCAAACUGCAAAGCAGAUCGACUGUACAACAACCGUGUGUACAACCCCAUGGACCCUGGACCAUCCAGAAUCGAAACGAAAAACACACGAUAGGACUUACGGCAACAAGAGGCUCCCCUAUUAAACUCGUUCCCUUUUUGUAACAGAGAUGCAAAAGUCCUACCAAACACCAAUAUGCAAUGCUCCACCUGGAUGGGGUAUAUUUUACACCGACCGGAACAACACGACAUAAACACACUCAAACACACACACACACUGGCACUAGAUAUGCCUGCACUUUGUGCACAUUUUUUGCUUUAAGCUGCGGGGUUGGGAGUUUUUAGACGAAGAAGCGUCCAAAAGGUAGUAACGCUUCUGCGGCUGUAACUGUUGGCGUAGGGCAGUGAUUUUCAUGCGUGCUAGUCGUAGUGUUUAAGGUUGUAUAGAUAAGUUUUCACCGCUAGUCAGUAGCCACACUUCCGUCGUUAGAGUCAUCCAUUGCGUGCGCAAACCAAAUGAGGAUAAGCAAUAUAGAUAUAUACAUACAUAUAUGAAAAGCCACACGAGCACUAAAAGGGAGUACGGUUUUUGCAAGCAAGGUUAGGUUUUGUGAUGUUUUGGAAUGUGUGUCAAUGCGCUAAAAGUUAGAGGAGGGUGUAUAAAACAAAACUGAUUACUUAAAUGAUAGAUUUUUGGUUGAGUUCGUUUCUUGCGGUACAGUUUUACGGUGCAUUGCGAGAAAGAGAGAUGGAGUGUUGGAGACAUUUACAGUGUGGAGAGGAGCAAUCUAGCUACGGUGAUCGUACAAUUGGGAGAGCGUGCAAAAAAAGGUAUUUUUUGAAAAGUAUAAUUAUUGCAUUAGUAUCCUUAAAGUUAUUUAAAAUUGUCUCCUAAGUAAGAUGUUCAUUAUAAGACAUGGGACAAAGAUUUAGCUAAUGCACAAAUAGCUUCAUAACAAUUAAAUGAUAUUAAAUGAUGGCGAAUGAUCAUUACCUUCCUCGCAUUUGAACUUAAAUAAUUUAAUUAAUGACUUACGAUCUAAUCCUGCGGUACAUAUUUAAUUUUUUAUCUUUUACUUUUACUUUAUACCUUACAAUUUUUUUCUUUUCUUAAUUAAUUAAGUUUUAUAUGCUCAACUUUUAAAACUAAUCUAGAUCCCUGUUUCUUCGAUGGUUUCAGUUCGUAAAUUGAAUGUCUAGUCUGUUUUAUUGGUGAAAUUGAUCAACCGGGUUAUAUUUUUCAUCUCUAAUUGACAGUUGCGUACCAGCAUAUUGGAAUUUGACAAUUGUGUGCAAACAAUUAUGUAACUUUUAUUAUUAUUAUUUUAUUUUUCAGCUUUAAAAGAAUCCUAAUUUUAUUCAAACAGUUUAAAUCACGAUGCUAUCUGGUUUUAACAUUUCCAUACACAUUAUUUUUGGUAGAAAUGCAAUUAAAUAUUGGGUAACCUUGUCCUGCUAUUAAACGUAUUUGGAUUUAAGUAAACUUCUUCAAACAAAAAACAUAUAAACCAACAACUUUCCCAUUCAUUUGACAUGUGAUUAAGCAUGGAGUUUUGAUAUAAUUUUUGUCACCAAAUGUCAAACUCCAUGUUAUAAUCGUCAAACGUUUCAUAAUGCUAUACAUACAAGUACAACUAGUACUAAAUACAUAGCACAAUGACUGCAUGAACGUUGAUGAGCGGGAUUUUAGUCUCUGCACCGCACCGCACCAAAAACGGCCACGAAAUUUACAAUUGCUCUCUCCCUUGGCGCUUGGUGCGACUAAUGAGCCCCCGUUGUUGCAUUACGAUGGCACCAUCCCAUUUCGUCAAACUGCACACUAGACACUACACUUCUGGGUGAGUGUAUUUUAAUUCAAUCACACUCCAUUUCCCGGGCACUUCCUUCCGGUGGUGGACGGUGGUGUGACCGCGGGAAUUGUCACGGGACAAAUGCGGCAAAUUCCAGCCGUCGGUUCACUUUUCGCACCUUGCCCACUACCUUGCUCCCCCAUUGACCGUAUGUCACCGUGUGCAAUGACAAAUGAUUCACACAAACCGGACCCUGUAAUUGCAACCGCACACGCAACACAUGCGAUAAAUUUGUCCACCAUUUUGAUGCUGGAAAGGGAAAUGGCUUGGAUUGGGUUCUUGGUGCAAGUAGUGCGUAAUAUAAGUAGUCGUUUGUUCAUUAAUUACAAUCACUCCCGACUGGAAGGCGUUUCGUUGGGCUAUACAGUUAGCUUUAACUUCAAUUUUAAAUUCCAGCAAACAGCCAACACUCACCAACCUCAGUGUCUUGGGCAUAUAUUUUUUUAUCUAUUUUUACCCUUCCGUGACACGCCUUCGGAGAGCAAAAGGAUCCCAAAAUUCAAUCUCGAUCUCGCCAGCCCCAACACAACCACAACGACGCGCUGUUGUGUCACUGGCAGAUGAUAAAUUUUUGUAUCACACCCAUUAUCGCCUGACCGAUAAGAUUAACUUCCUAUCCCUUGCCCGGGCUAAGGCAAGUAGGGACGUGUCACGAUUGAUUGGAUGGUGCAGGAUGUCAAUUCACUUAUCCUUGGCGAUUCGAUCCUUGUCGCAGCCCUCUGGCAGAGCAAAAGGUUUUAUUCUUAUAUAUAUGUAUACAGACCCAACAAACAAGGCGCCACCAUCGAAAGGCGCUUCAGGGGGCUGUCCCGAAAUCAAUCUCAGUCUUACGAUCCGCCGAUAACUUAUACAGCAAAUCGGUCUUCCCACAAACGGCACAAAAAACAUUGAGAAUGUGAAAAGGAUCCAAGCGAUUGAAAAUUAUGCCCCCGUAAUGGGAACGAUAGAAAGCGAAGGCGAAAGACAAUAGAUUGGGUGUUUUAAAGAACUCCUCAGCCACGUGGUUGAAACAACCUACAACGAAAAACACAACGAAAAAAAGUGAACAACUUCCAUAAUCAAUGAUCACGAUUGGACGAGCACAUGCGUGUGACAUCGACACCGCCGAGCUGCCGAGAGUCUGGCUGUGACCUGCCACAUAAUCGUGAAAUCAGUCAGGAUGGACCUGAUUCCGGCACAGGGCGAUAAGAAUAAAUUUUAACUCAUCCAUUGAGCCGAUCGGGACUAUAACGCCGCAUGAAUGAAGCGAAUGAAAAAUGGGCGUACAUUUUUCCCCAAUUUUUUGUUCGCUCUUUGUCUCUCGCACUUCCCCAUUUUGGGGACAGGCAUUCCAGUGUCUGCAAAUGAUAACACCCGCUCGGAACACAGGGAAGUGAUAGUGGGCACAUUUCUCGUAUCGGGUCGAAUGAAAGUGACACAGCACACAGUGAAUGCUCCGGGAGAGUGGAGGAUUGGACAUGAUCACGGUGCCGGUACCAGAAAAUGGCCGCUCGUAUCGCAUCAUCAUCACCACCGUCCACGUUCGCGUGUCCGCGGCGGGUGAAAUUGAAUCAUCAUUUUAUCUAAAAUAUUAUCUAAACGGAAUUCAAUUUCCGAUCGAAUUUAUAACUUUCGCUCUUGCGUGUUUGCGGUUUUGUCCCCCGCGCCCCAUGCAUUCGAUGGUCACCGUCGAUGGGUCGUUCGAAGCAUCCACCUUUUCCAACCCGUCCAAGCGCGCCCGGGGCCGUUCGGGUCGUCCAUCCCAAAAAACGGGGAGCUUUUUAGAUUGAUUCUGUUGCCCGCUUUGAUUCCACGCCCGCUGCAUGAUGAUGCUUGGCUGCUGCAAUCAGCGAAUCAAUAAGAACCAGCACCGGAACCGAACCGAAAGUCAAGUAAGCGAGCCACCAUUGAUUAUUCAAUGGCCACGUGUGGACAGUGCUCGCUGCACAGUAUAAAGUACGGCUUUCCGUGCCUCACAAUCUAAAAAACCGGUUUGAGAUUGCGAAAGCACAAUCUAUGGUAUCUCCCACUUGUUCACUGCUGAACGAGUGGAACGAUUAUCUACAGCCUAGCUUCUACUUCCGACGUGCUCAAAAUCAACUCGAUCUGUCUACUACGGUCAGUACUGCAGUGGCUACGGCCAAACAAAAAAAAACAUGGCGUCCGCUCACCUAAGGAACAACAAUCCCACUUUACACCCCAUUCUAGGGGGGCCAUUUCGAACGAUUUAAUAUGCUCGCAUCGGCUUGCGACUUCGCCAAACGGUCGUACGACCAUCGAGCCCGACCGUGGCCGAAUUUUAUGAUCCCAUUGACCAAGCCGAUGGAUCCAACGCCACCAAUUUUCCAACAGUUCAUCGCUCGUAAGUCACUUGACUUAGCCUCUAGCCCUUAGGUUUGUUGUCACCCUUUUACCGUUUGUGCUUCCCGUGUUUGCCACGAGAGGUAACACCAAACAUGCUGGAUGGGUUUGUUUGUUUUUUUAUUAUCACAAAACGGAUUUAACACAACCCGAAGAACCUAUGCCAUUGCACUGGACAGCGUCAUCAUUAACACACUCUGGUUGCCGUAAAGCGGCCACGAGUGUGUGUAAAGUCGCGCACUUACCUUACGCUCCGGGCAAAAAGACAUUCCAUACAACUCAACCCCCUCGGGUGCUGCUGGCCACUGGCGGUUUUAUGGUUAUUGAUUGGUUGUGCGCCUUUUUUUAGUGUGUGUUUUUGCGCGCAAUGGAGUAUUGCUCAAAGUGCUGAUGUGAUCUACAAAAAAACGAUGCAAGUGUCUGGAUAAGGAUGUUAUUGGCUGGGUGACCAUACGGAAGAGCGUUUUGGGUAGGAAGGAAAUUGAUUUUUUCGCUUUCUGUUGCGCAUCUUUCCUUAUCAAGAACGUUACUUGUUAAGUGUAUUGAAGAAGAGCUAAUUUCGCAACACAAUUGUAUGGAAAUUUGGACACAAAUUCAUAACAUGUUGGUAUUAAAUUUGUACUUCUACAAGGGCAAAGAGCAACGCUAUCAAAACUAAGCUUUCAAAAGCAAAUAAUCGAAAAGAAAAUCGAUGAAAUACCUUUCCAACGACAAUGCUCCAAACAAAACAGUACACAUAAUAGUCGUUCAAGUCAAGGUCAUAACAGUUGAUAACACCAGUACAGAAUCGCACGAACCCAACAGCUCCAAUAGUUCAAUUCCAUCUGGGGACUACUUGCGUGCUGCAAAAGGGCAGUUUAAUCUACCACUAAGCACUAAGCGCACCAACUGCCCACUGAAGCUGCCCGGUUUUUUUCCACGCGCUUUUUUGUUCGGCAUUUCCCGACAACCCGACCGAACCCGGGGAACCGGGAAAACGGCCCAGCAUCCCUGGCCUCCUGGCAGUCACUCGAAUAAAAAUCAAAGUCCCCGGCACUGCGCUCUUUAACGCAAAAAGUUCGAUUAAUGCUCGCUCCAGCGAGCCCGGGUUGUAAAAGUCAUUAAAAUUCAUGGUACUUCGCCUCGGGAGGGCAAUUCUGAAACCACCCACCAGCACCCACCGCAAACCGUCCACCCCCUUCGCCGUGGUUGUGGUGCGGUUUUGCGCGCCAGCAAAAGUUCUCGUUUGUGUCUGGAAGUGUUGUUUUCAUUUCCCCUGCCCAGUUGAAUUGCGCUACAGUUCGGCUACUCAUCCACACACAGAGAGUGUCAAACAACGGGUGAAAAAGAGUGUGUAAAACUCGCGCCGAACACACAAAAUUGUGCCCCAAAGUCUGCCUUUAAACGGACCAUAGCCACGGAAUGGGCUAUGGUUCGUUUCCCUAUCCGCUACAAGCGGACCACGCGGACGAGGCCGAAACAAAGUGGCUCUAAAGCGGUGGACCACGCGGAACAAGAAGAGACAGAACACAGGCGAACACAGACCUGUCCACCGCACCGGAUCGAGAGUUGCUGAUGAAGCUUCAGCGACGGUUGAACGCAACCCGAAACAUUGUCAACCCCCCACUGCAAUCGCGACACCGAACCAAACGCUUUUUGGUGUGCGCCUCUUUUGACAGGCCAAACUGAGCCGGCGUGUGGAGCAUUUCACUGCCCGCGCGCGUGUGCCUUUUUCGUGCUCCACCGUGGAACAUCAUGGCGAAUCUUUGCGCCUUGCGCACUAUCCUGCCCCACGCCAGCACAAACGAAUGCAACGAAUGCUUUUUCUUUAAAUUCAAUUAAAAAUAAUUACAUAAUUUCAAACCCAUUCUGGAGGGGCCAGCAGGAGCCAGUAAGGGCUCCUGGCCAGCACUAAACGCCAUCGCCCUACCACGCCCUUUCGCAGCCAGUGAGGGAGAAAUUGCGAUUUUAUAAUGAACAAAAGAAAUGAUUCUAUUUCCAAUUGCAACCGGGACUUGUACCCCCACCAUCCGACACACUGUGGCCCAACCCGUCGAACGGCAAACGGCCAAAAGAAGGAAGCAUACGAAAACCCUUAAGCGGGUGGGAGCCGGUCACACACAGAACAAAAGCAGCUUGCACGGGUAAGGAGGCGAAACGCUCGAUUUUCAAUUUCCCGCUUUGCCCAGGGAUUGCUUCCAAAUGCUAGCAAACACGGGGAGCACUGGCGAUGGUGAUGAUGAUGGCGACGGCAACUAACCGGCCCGGCCAAGGAACAAGUGCCAGCUGGCGGUACAAGCGAGCGCUUCCUGGCACUUUGCGACCCCGUCGUCGACGAAAAGGCCGGUCCCUCUCCCUCCCCCGGGGUAGAAGUAGCUUCUUUAGCGGAAUGGUAUUGUUUCUUUUGCGACAGCUUCGUACGCUGCUUCAGUGCAGUUGGGAGAUGAAAAAAAAAACGUCAUGGCAGAACAGGGCGAAUGUGAUAAGAAGAUGUGGUGCAAAAACAACACAAAAAAGCACGACUCUCCUGAAAAUCUCGCACACUAUGGCAACCCCAUUGUUGUGGUGACGGUAGAACUGGAUGGAAAUGAGGUGCGACACGGUAUAGACGGUUGCGGGGUGACUACCCGUCCGGUUAAGGGGUGUAGAAAGAUGUGUAUUGCUAUUUCUUGCUUUGCUUUGCUAUGUCUCUUUUUCUGAGAUAAAAACGUCUCCAAACUAGAUCAUAUUCACUUGUACUUGGGAAGUUAUCUAUUGCACCCGGGCGGAAGUGUUCUUUGCGAAGUAUUAGGAAUGGCUUUUGAUUUCUCUCUAAUUUUUUCCCUUUUCUAUUAUUUUUUAAGAUAGCAAGACUUCCUAAGUUUAAAAUUUACACCUAGUGGUUCCAAAGAGAUUCUAAAGAAACAGAAAAUCCCAUUCUCCUUUAUCUCAACCAGAACAAUUAAAAUAUCCUAGACACGCAGCAAACCAGCUCUUGUUCCAGGUGUCGGUAAAACUUUGCUCAUUUGUCUAUUCCGCACUCACACACACACACACACACAGUCCCGAAAAUUCCCCUCCAAGCACGUAUGACGACCAGAAGAUGAUGAUGAUGGGCAAACUUUCUUUACGCUGCCAAAACGCCCAGCCAAAACGGGCCACAUCCGAGACGUUGCGGAAUUAGUUUCGGCCGGCUGAGCCAAUGCCGAUGCGCCCGACGGGGCGGUGGCUCACGCUGUGAGGAGCCUUCAAAAGCUCGGUGUCAGCCUGCCGCUUGUCCGAAAUCAAAAUGUGUGAAAACCUGUCGCACACGCUAGACAGAACAUUUGCUUCGAGCGAUGCUGGCACGGCGAACGAUGGACAGCGUGCGGUUUGGCGCUCCGGGAAGCAGGAAGAUCGUCGGGAAAUGCCGGCACACAUUCCAUUCCCGCGUGUCUGCCACGGCUGGAACUAAUCUAGCGUAGCUAAAUAGUUGCAUAAGUGAAUACUUCCACACAAGGGUCGCGUUAUUCGGUGCGGUAAAAGCGGAAGCGUGGCACACUUUGCUUGUCCGCGCGCCUCCAUUGUAGUGGUUGUUACGAUAAUACGGUAGAUGGCGCAGCUGUAGUACGCAACAGUGUAGUGGUAGUGGAUGACAACGUUGUACAACGGUCCACACAGACACACACACACACACACACACACACACACACACACACAACCAGUGCCGCAACUCGAUGAAGCGGCACUUGUUGUUUCUCGCCAAGCACACACUUUAAACAAGCGGUUCGUCGUUCGUUAGAGCCGUUCUUCACAUGAAAGCGUCCCUCCCUGAGAACUGACAAUGCAGCCCUACUGCAGGCUGCUGCCUGCCGUGCAGCAAAAGGACGACAAUUUAAGUGGACUAGCUUGGACGUUGUUGCACCAUUGACCUUAUUCCUCACGGCAGGAAGCACGUGGCUCGGUGGUCGGGUUUGCCACCAGUCGCUGCUCCAGUGAUCUAAUCAGCACACUCUCACAGCACCCAAAGCUGACGUGUUCCUCGAGUAGUAGCUUGGGUUAAAUUAAUGAGAAAACCAAAAUUAUUAUUGUUUUAAAUUCAAUUAGCAGCGUGGAGGCAAGAGGUUACGACCUGCCUGCCAUGUGAUAAUUACGACAGUUAAAUGUUUCUUUCGCGGCGCAUUUUUGGCUGAGGACGGGGAGAGAGUGAGGCAGUUUAAGCCCGUAAAAUAUGUCACUCUCCGGGAGAUGAAUGCUUUUUACCCCGCUAAACUGUAGCAUUAUUUCCGUAGAUGUUCUUUAUAUAAGAUUCCACUGUUGUUUCCCCAAUACAGAUUUAACCUUGUUUUCAAGUCCAAUGUUUUCAUGCGACUUUAUAACUGAAACAGAAGCAACACGGGCCUUACCAGUACACAUUCCUGGGAAUACCUUAGCCACCGGGUCGCAACAGCAACCAACCAAAACGAUUCUACCCCAGAACAACCGUACGCCGGCUGUGCAGCGGGAAAUGGGGGAAAUAAAUUUGGAAUCAAAUUUUAUUACAUUCUGCACCAUUGCGCCAUUACUUCGGGGUAAAAGGAGCUCCCGGUUCCUGGAUCAGAACUUUUCAGCAACACAAGGUUUAUAUGCUUUUUCCACGAAGAAUCGCGGCCACAGUUCCACUCAUCUGCUGUACCCAAUAUUGGACGUCAUUUAAGACGUCUGAAUGUUACGAUUUUUCGCACACGUAUUUUGACCUUCCAUCCUGUGUUGUUCUGGCGGUGGGAAUGUUUGUGCAAUUAUUUCCGAGUAAUGAGCGGCCGGAAUGAAUAUUUAAUGUCCGGCGGUUGGGCUUCCGCUACGAAUGGGAAGGAAAACCUCUUUGCGAACCAUAUUAAGUAAGGUUAAACCCCACUUGACGAGGGAGAGAAAGGUUUUAAUUCGCAGAGUGCAAAGAUUUCAAACUGCAACGACUAACGAUAAUAGUGCACCCUCUUAGUAAUAAGAGAUUUUUACAUUGAGUUAAUUAGAACAAUUACAAUGAUUUUUUUUAUGUUUUUAAAACUCAAAACGUUUCUUUAAUUAUUUUACUGAAAGCGCCCUCUCGCGGCAUUAUUCUGCUUUAAAACGCCGCGCCAGUUGUACGAUGUACUUAGUAGCAAAUUGCAUACUGCAGAGAGUCAAAGCAAUUUAAUUCGUUUGAUACCGGUUCGGUUUGUACUUAAAACCUGUCAAGGAAAUGAAUCAAAAGUAAUAAACGUUAAACAAAACUGAUUCAAAACUUUAGUAGCAGCACUCACAGAGAAGCGAUAAAUCGACACCAGAGCCUAUUAUUGUACCGGAUCAAUUAGCGCAUUACGCUUCGAUUAGUAAAUAGUGCGAUUAGAGGAAGGGUGAUGAAGAAGCUUUUAGGUAAGGUUAUGCAGACGGAGGAGAACGACAAUGCCAUCUCAUCCACACACGCAACACAUAUCACAACGGACAAUACGUUCAUGUUUUUCAAUUCUUAACCUCAAUCUUCUUCUACUAUUGCUACUACUACUACUACUACCACUACUACCACUACUACUCGAAAGUAUUCUACCGAAUCUCUUCGGUCAAUUAUUAACCAUAGCAAGAUAGCUGAAGCAUCGAAUUCUUCCUGCUCGAAUCUCAAUUAUAUAGCCCCAUAUUUCUAUUAGUACUCUACGAAUCGUCAAUACACACGGCUUACCUGCUGACUAACAGAGGUGUAGGAGUAGACAUAAAUCUUUCACGCAGCAAAAAAAACGAAAUAAGUUAAAUUUUAAAACAACGAAAAAAAAAACAAAUGAAGAAAAUUAUACAACGCUAACCCAGAUACCCAGAACGCUGUUGCAAGAGUAGAAUGAUAUUCUCCGGAGAGUUGAUGCAUACAAGAAUAGAAGCAAGUGAACCUGGUACGGUUGGUACGCGCGACUUUCACACACCACGCUCGAACGAUAGUGCGGCAAGCAGAUUGUUGGCACCGUUAAGCCGUGCAGCAAAGUUUACCCAAAACGGCCAAGCGAAGCAAAAGAUUUUCUUUCCUUCGUUCCUGCUUUCUCUUUUGAAUAGAUGAGAACCAGUGUGUUUGGAGAGAUUUUUAUCUUUGUGUUAGUAUUAUUAUAGCUGAAAAAGACUGGUUCUGCUGCAUGAAGCUUUGUAUGUGUAAGCUAAAUAAGUACUACUUUUUAUUCCUCUGUUUAAAUUUACGUUUUACGUAGAGUUUACAUUUAUCUAGGAUAGCGUACGAGAUGCGCAAACGGUGAUGUAGCACAACUUGCCGACCAUCUUUGAUUUCGCUUCGCUGACGAAGCACUUCACACUGGCUGCACUGAGUGCAUGACUGUUGCAAUUGCUGAUUUUGCCACCCGCAGCAAACUUCCAACGAAUACGUUUUUGCCACUGCACCCGAUCUCACAUUUGAUGAAGUGCCCGAACAGCUUGUCAUGUCGAAACCGAAUAUCAACAGUACAGAUUCACACCACGGAAAGCGAGAUAGAGGGAAGAAACAAUCACAACAAGUACUAUCUAGCAAAGAGGCUCUCCUUUGGAAAAAAACAACAACCAACAAGACACAAGGGCAGACAAGAAACAUUCAAAGUUAAAGUACCAAGUCAAACAAUAACAGCAGCACCACUGGGGCACUUGCUUCCUCUGGUACAACUUUUCGACAGCAGUUUGAAGUUUUGGAGUGCAAAUUAGAAUUUUCCCAUUCCAAGCGUGGCCUCGGUGCAUCACGCUCCACCAGCCGGAUGAUGCAUGAAUGGGUAGUGCCGAAAAUCUGGCAGCUUGCACCCAUCACCACCCGUCCUUCUCAUUAAUUGCAAAUGCCCUCUCCUCUCUGCGCUCCGUUCACCUGCCUGUUGGCUCGCGCGUACUACUUAGCGAACUUUUUCGGCCAAUCCCGUUUCAAGGAUCUUCAAAAGCGAGGGUGAUUCAUUAUGUAACGAGAAAUUACAUGCAGUCCAUCAGUUUAGGCAUCGGGGGCCAACUAUUGCUACCUACUGUACCAUCCGCCACCACCGGUUCACUCGUGCGAAUUCUUGCAUUGCAUACAUGCAGGCGCUAGCGGAAAAGAUAAAUACAUCAUUACAAACUUCCUUCACGUGCGGCACCGGAGCCAGCUCAGAUUCGUCAAUCAUGAUAACGUUUGCAAACUUUAAACAUGACACGCUUCCUCUUUAAGAUAUUAUGAGAAAAGUUUGAUUAAGCAGCGAUGAUCAGACACUGAGAGCGAAUAUACUGUGCUAUUUUUAAGCACUUGGGCAAGUUUCCGAAGUACUGUUUUUGCUUCAGAAAUUUAUUCAAUUAAUUUAUAUUUUCCAUAAGUAGAGAAUUAUAUAAAGAGCUAUGAAAUAAUGUUCAUAAAAUACACUUAUAUCAAUCUAACAUGCUACAUUAUUUGAGUAGAACAUUCACACACAAGCAAUUACGGAAGGACUAGCAGACAAACCAAAUCAAAUUAAACAAAAACUAGGCCUCUAAGGCUCAUAUUACCUACGAGGCGCAGCUACAAGCGAACAUUAGUUUUUCAUACUCUCUUACUAUCCCAUUUAAAUCUCAAACUAUUCCCAUCAGCACUGACACUUCCGUGCCAGUUCGAUAUUGUUCCCAACACAGAAUAUAUUUAGUCGGUAGAUGGUAGUACCUCAAUAAAACCACCAGCUCUAAGAACACAGCUAAUACAUUCUUCACACACAAUGAGAAUAAUUUGAUCGCUAUUCUUGCUACGCUAAUACACUAAAACCGUACCGAUACAGCAGCUAGAAACUGAUAAACUAAUGGUUACAAUAUACCACUUUUCUUCCAAGCCACUAGCAAAGUAUGACUUCUCCAAUAUCAGCACUGUAACUGUAAUCAGCUAGCGUGUAGACUAAUACUAACCGCUUGUAGUGUUUUGUUCCAUCGUUUACGUUUAAUUUCUAGUCAGUUUGUUCUCACUAGCCCUCCUAGGCAGAUAAGUAAGCACUUUAUAAACUCUUAACUUAAGCAAAUACUCUAACAACGCUUUGUUAGAAGUGUGACGAAAAAAAAACCUGCAAACAAUGAGCAAUACACAUUGAACAAAAAAGCAAUACUGAACGAUGUGAAUGAUGGGGAAUUAGGAGGCGAAUUAAAAGCAAAUAGUAGUAGCAGCA
Molecule: messenger RNA, 24197 nt
Organism: Anopheles merus
Lineage: Eukaryota; Metazoa; Arthropoda; Insecta; Diptera; Culicidae
Product: mucin-5AC-like
Exons: 2
Coding region: 4115-7081 (988 amino acids)
Biological process (GO): regulation of transcription by RNA polymerase II
Molecular function (GO): DNA-binding transcription factor activity, RNA polymerase II-specific; RNA polymerase II cis-regulatory region sequence-specific DNA binding
Source: RefSeq, a predicted model, not a curated record